GCGAGUGUAGAAUUUUGUACCUUUGCUAAUCAACUUUGAUAGUGGCAUUUGCUGAAAGUGAUUAGUUUGAUUCAAGACUUGAACGUGUUUAGACGUUUUUUAAACUAUGAAGCUGUUGUUCUUAAUUUUUGCACUUUUUGGUGUUAUCAUGAUGACAAGUGGCCAAGAUUGCCACUCAUCACCAGACCCAGGUCCCUGUGAUGCUCACUUCAUUCGUUAUACCUACAAUCCAUCGUCAAAAUCAUGCAGUCAAUUUAUCUAUGGAGGAUGUGCAGGCAACAGCAACAAUUUCCAUACAAACACUCAAUGUAUGUCAAGUUGUGGUGGACAUUAAAAGAUCAAAAAAUAUUUCAAAACUUAAUUGACUCCAAC
Chironomus riparius is the source of this 372-nucleotide messenger RNA. Lineage: Eukaryota; Metazoa; Arthropoda; Insecta; Diptera; Chironomidae. The record is from the annotation of a GenBank genome assembly.